GGCAUGGUGUGUGAGAAGGGCAUUCAGAUCCUUCUCACCAUCGUGGGGGCGUUCGCAUCCUUUGGGCUGAUGACCGUGGCCAUCGGGACGGACUACUGGCUCUACUCCCGCGCCCUCAUCUGUAACAGCACGGCCAACGUCACGCAGGACGACCCCCACAACAAGGACAAGAAAGACCCCGGAGCCCUCACUCACUCAGGACUCUGGAGGAUCUGCUGCCUCGAGGGGGUGAAGAGAGGAAUAUGUUCCCAGAUAAAUCAUUUUCCCGAGGAUGCAGACUUUGACCACGAUGGGGCGGAGUACGUCUUACGCGUGGUCAGGGCCUCCAACAUCUUCCCCAUCCUCAGUGCUAUUCUGCUGCUGAUGGGCGGGGUCUGUAUCGCCGCCAGCCGGUUCUACAAAAGUAAACGGAACAUCGUUCUGGGAGCGGGCAUCCUGUUUGUGGCCGCAGGCCUGAGUAACAUCAUCGGGGUCAUUGUGUACAUCUCCGCGGCCCUGGGGGACAUCUCUCCGAAAAAGGACGAGGACAAGAAGUGGCAGUACUCCUACGGCUGGAGCUUCUAUUUCGGCGGCCUGUCCUUCAUCCUGGCCGAGAUGGUGGGCGUCUUGGCCGUCAACAUCUACAUCGAGAAAAACAAGGAGCUCCGCUGCCGAUCCCGCACCGACAUCUUCAAGAGCACCACGCACGCCAUGCUGAGGUUGCCUAGCUACCGCUUCCGACGCCGCUCCCGGUCCAGCUCCCGUUCCACGGAUCCCUCCCGUUCCCGGGACCCGUCCCCGGUCGGAGCUCCGGGGGGGAAGAACUACGGCCUCCCUUCCAAUGCCCUGCUCUCACAGGGACCCAUCUCUGUCUCCACCCUGCCCAACCCACACUCGCGCUCCCACUCCGCGCUCCCAGGGGGCGACAUUUCCCUCUACACGCUCUCGCGCGACCCCAAGCUCGCUGGGCUGGGGGGUCUGGGCGGACCCCCCCUCUACGGCACGGUGGACCGGGCGACUCUGUAUCAGCUCCACAACUGCUUUCCGAAAGAAGGGGGCGGGGGCGGGCCCGGGGGCGGGAUGAUGAUGAGCGGGACCCUCCCCUCUCUGAAGUCCCACAAUCCCGGCGGGGUCCAGAAUUCUUCCAAUUCCAACGCUCCGAUUCCCAAUUCCGUCCCUUCCUCCCAGCCCCCGCCUUUCACCUCCUCCACCAUGGAGCGGGAUCGGGGGAUGAGCACACUGGACAGACUGGGGAAAGGAGAGAGUAACUCCAACACACUGAACAGAAAAACCACGCCCGUUUAG
Messenger RNA from Chanos chanos (milkfish), 1284 nucleotides. It is a transcript of the gene cacng8b, whose product is annotated as calcium channel, voltage-dependent, gamma subunit 8b. Bases 4 to 1284 code for a protein of 426 amino acids. Lineage: Eukaryota; Metazoa; Chordata; Actinopteri; Gonorynchiformes; Chanidae. The transcript has 4 exons. The record is from RefSeq and is a predicted model, not a curated record. Gene Ontology annotation, molecular function: channel regulator activity; voltage-gated calcium channel activity. Gene Ontology annotation, biological process: positive regulation of synaptic transmission, glutamatergic; regulation of AMPA receptor activity; calcium ion transport. Gene Ontology annotation, cellular component: postsynaptic density membrane; AMPA glutamate receptor complex.